Molecule: messenger RNA, 2366 nt
Organism: Pocillopora meandrina
Lineage: Eukaryota; Metazoa; Cnidaria; Anthozoa; Scleractinia; Pocilloporidae
Source: the annotation of a GenBank genome assembly
AUGGAAGCUGCAGAGUAUCACCCAGUCCAAAGUGCCAUCGAUAAGGAAGUUUCGCAAAAACAGCGAUAUGCUCGUUUUCAAGACAGACAGGACAAGAGUGAUAUGCCUACAAACAUGAUGUUAAAAAUAGCUCAUGGUAAGAUUCACGUCGAGAUGUCCUUCGGCUUAUGUCUCCUUCAUUAGUACUGAUAAUUAUAAGACGACGUCCUCACAAAUGGCUCUCACUGAAGAAAUAAGGACACUUUAAUUCCUUUUUCGUCAUCAUACAUAAACGCCCUUAAAAGUAGGCAAUAUACUGGAGACUUUGGAAAAGAGCUCCAAGAGUGGAAUAUUCUGACAAUGUAUAUUUCCAGUGUUGAUACAAGCAAGUGCAACGGAGGCUUUUGAACAUGUGCUGGUGAGAGACAUCACAUACUGUCGAUUUUAUCCCCUAUCCCCUAGAAUUUAUCCGUGCCGUUAUUCCAAGUUAGACCCCUGACAGCUUAACUGAGAAAUGUGUCAGAGAUAUGUAGAUAAAUGAUGUUAUCUUCAUUCAUUUGGUAGCUGAAGAAUAAGUAAUGCAUGAAGUAAAAACUAAGAAAACAUUUUUACUUAUUAAGGGAAAUAUUGGACCUCAUGGCGAGGAAUUCCCGUUCUGAAGGACUGCCUCGACCUUAUAGCAGUCCAGGAGUUGUUUUGGGAGUUAAAGCCUAGAACCGUUAUUGAGCUUGGAGCCUACAAAGGCGGCUCAGCUUUGUGGGCAGCGGACAUGAUGAAAAUGAUAGGUGUCACAUCACGCGUUCUGUCAAUGGAUAUUGAUCUUUCUUUACUGGAUCCAGUCGCUAAAGCAUACCCGGAUGUUACCUUCAUUCAAGGGGAUUCACUUGAGAUUGACAAAUGUUUUCCUCCAGAAUUACUCCAGGUGAGAAAGUCCAUCGCUAUUUGUGCCAAAAUGUCCAUUUUUGAUUGGUCUUAAGUUUUUUUGUUGUUGUCAGUUUUCGUUGGCGAAGAAGCUUGUCUUAGUGAAAGAGGAAUUUUUACUUUUGGUGAUAUUGUGUCCCCUCCGUCAACUUACAAGCUUCCAUUCAGGUCCUGAAGCCUGGUUUCCAAUGUGAUCGUUAGGAUCGUCUCCUUAGCUCGAGUUUUAACCACGGCUGGGGCGAUUCUGGCGAUCAUGUGAUCGUCUUUGUAAGAGUUUUCAGCCUGAUCGGCUUGAUUGUCCGGGUGGGUCGUCAUCGAUGGCCUUGCGGUGGCCUUGUUGUAGGACUCGAUCCGAUCGCUUGCACUUUAUUUUAUAGAGUCUAGGCAAUCAAUGCCCAAGAUCGCGAUAAAACCAUGUCUUAGCUAAUCAAUAAACGAGGGCGUAAGUCUCUAGAGAAACCGUGGUGUCAGUAGGUCAGCGCGGGGGGGGGGAAGGAGGGAGGAGUAUUUCAAGAGAUGUGAGUUGGCCACCGCAGAGAAAUUCUAAAGCGUUGGCCCUUUUUCAGAACAAAAACGAUUCCAAAGGUCGUCUAACACUGAAAAUUACUACGACUGAGUCAUUCCGAUGUUUAUUUAAGCAAUGAUGGAUUACUUCCCUCCACAGGAACUUCCUCACCCAUGGUUUAUAACUGAAGAUGCUCAUGUCAACGUCACCGGUGUGCUUGAGUACUUUGAUGAGUUCACAGAGCCUGGUGACUACAUCUGUGUUGAAGACACCAAUCCCAUAGUUCCAAACUCACCUGGUCAGGGGCUCGCCAAGGAGCUUGGGUACACUCCACUGGGUAGUGUGAAGCUUGACGCGGUUAAGCUCUUCAUGAAGGACAAAGGUGAAAGAUACCUCGUGGAUCAGCGAUACGCAGAUUUUUUCGGGUGGGUGAUGUUUAAACGCUGGACUUUGGAAGCACUUUGUUGUUCGUCCAGCUAACGAUGGAGUUUUAAUUUUGCGAGUGUCAGAGUCUCAUGCCUGAACGCUAAUAAAACGCAUACAUAUGGGUUUCUCACUUGUUCAGCUCCAUCCGCUAGAAUUAAAGAAGAUUCAUACAUUUACAAUUCGAAAGCGCAACUUGUAGAUUUUAGCCGGAUAACUAAGCCCCUAUUAUGUACACGGAUUUAAUUUUGAGGAUUUACAAUCGGUUUCCCAAAUCCACAUGCACAAUAAAAGGGUAAAAUGUUGUUAUCAUUGAUCGUCUGAAAAUGAGUUACAAAAGUUUGUUCCAUUUCGAAAUUUGAUUCUGUACCUUAAUCUCUGGGUCAACAUCGGGGUGAAACUUUAAAACUGGUAAAAUGGAGUUUACACGAAAAUCAGCAAAUUAUUAUCUUGUAGUAUCAAAAUUUUCAAAUCCCUUUUUUUGUUUUGCAGAUACAACGUUACUUGGAACAUGAACAGUUAUUUAAAACGAGUGUAG